Caenorhabditis elegans is the source of this 1704-nucleotide messenger RNA. It is a transcript of the gene inx-5, whose product is annotated as Innexin-5. The coding region runs from base 25 to 1368 and encodes 447 amino acids. The transcript is spliced from 6 exons. Gene Ontology annotation, biological process: transmembrane transport. NCBI's taxonomy places the organism in Eukaryota, Metazoa, Nematoda, Chromadorea, Rhabditida, Rhabditidae. The record is from RefSeq and is marked reviewed. Gene Ontology annotation, cellular component: plasma membrane; gap junction.
UUUCAGAGCGUUGCAACUCUCAACAUGAUUGGGGUUCUUCUGCCGUAUGUGCGAAAAUUCCAACGAUCCGCAGAAUCCAAUGACAUCGCCGAUCGCUUCUCCUAUCAGUACACCUCCACCCUUCUGGGCUUCUCCGCCAUCAUGAUGGCUGCGUCGCAAUACGUAGGCCGUCCGAUUCAAUGUUGGGUGCCUGCUCAGUUUACCAGAACUUGGGAGAAAUAUGCUGAAACAUACUGCUUCAUAAAAGGUACAUAUUUCUUGCCGGGCGCAUUUGCAAGUGAAGGAGAAAUGUCUGUGACUUCGCCGGAUGAUGCCGUUACUGCUACACCACAAGUCGGUUACUAUCAGUGGAUCCCCAUCGUUCUUGUUCUUCAAGCCUUCCUUUUCUAUCUUCCAUCGAUUAUUUGGAGAACGUUCAACGAGAGUUGUGAACUCAAAAUCAAGGAAUUGGCUGCUGUAUCAGAAGCUUCUCGUAAAAUCAAGUCUAACAUGAGCGACGAUCAAGUGAAAGCAACGAAAUUCGGAAGAUAUUUCUUCAAGAAGCUCAAUUUCCGCAACGAGUCACCAGUUUUCAAGGAGACUGGAAGUGUGGUCGCGUCUGGAAAAUUCUUGCCAGCUCUUUAUCUUCUUGUCAAAAUACUCUAUCUUGCAAACAUUGUUCUCCAAUUCUGGAUACUUACCUAUUUCCUCGAAACCAAGAGUUGGAUGUGGGGAUGGCAAACUUUCCAAGAUCUGAUGGCUGGACGUGAAUGGGAAACUACUGGAAUUUUCCCACGUGUCACAAUGUGUGAUUUCUCAAUUAUGGAUCUUACUUCUGUACACGACCAUAGCAUUCAAUGUGUCAUUGUGAUCAACAUGUUGGCUGAGAAGGUAUACGUCUUCUUCUGGUUCUGGCUUCUUUUCGUUGGGUUGUUGACCGUUUGCUCAUUGGCCUACUGGGCGGUUAUCUACAUGCUUCAAAGCGUUGGACGCAACUUUAUCUACAGCUAUCUCCAACAAACUCCAGAAUUCCAAACUGAGCAAGAAAGAGGCAGCUUUGUCCCAGCAAACUUUGUUGAUAAGUGUCUCACCCCAGACGGAGUUUUCAUUUCUCGUCUUGUUCAACAAAACUCUGGCGAUUUGUUCACUUCAAUAAUGCUUGGAGAGAUGUUCAGUCUAUACAGGGCCCGCGAGGCCGAGAAGGCUCACAAGAAGGACGAUGAUUCAGCUCUUCCAGCUUCUGCACCAGUCGAUCUUCAAGAAGAUGAUGACGAUGACACUCCAUUCCCACCGCCAACUAAGGCAGUUGCUGAGACGUUGACUAGUGAUGACGAAGAAGAAGAAACCGACGUGGAUAGCCCUGAUACCACUGCUACCCUUCCCCGUUAAAUUGUUACUAUGAUCGUUGUGCAUUUCUGUUUCAAGAAAUGUUUCCCAGUUCAAAUCAAUUAUCAUCCAAAAACUUUCCAUAUUUCUUUCCUUCCUCUCAUUCUUUCCAAACAUCAAGAUUCAGGAUUAGGCUCCUAAUCGUACCCGUAUAACUCCUAAUAGGUAACCAAAUAACGUUUUUCACAUUCACUUCUCCCAUCACGGUUUCCUUUCAUAUACCAUGUUCUUUGUUACGUUCUACUAGAUUAUUACUUGAUUUAAUUGUUUCCCAAUAACUUUGGCAGUACGUGCUUGAUGCACUAUUAUCCAAUUGAAUAAAUGGGAUUUCGACAAUUC